Molecule: messenger RNA, 1447 nt
Organism: Grammomys surdaster
Lineage: Eukaryota; Metazoa; Chordata; Mammalia; Rodentia; Muridae
Product: glutathione S-transferase A3
Exons: 6
Coding region: 137-802 (221 amino acids)
Biological process (GO): glutathione metabolic process; xenobiotic metabolic process
Cellular component (GO): cytosol; extracellular exosome
Molecular function (GO): glutathione transferase activity
Source: RefSeq, a predicted model, not a curated record
CUGGAAUGUCUCCAGCUCUGCCAUCAAGAAGGCAGAUGCUUCUUCAGGUAGCAGCUGUUGUCCAGACAUCCCCAUAGGACAGACUUUUAAGAGAAGUGUGCUUCAUCCCUGUUUAGAAACCCAAGCAAUUGCUGCCAUGGCGGGGAAGCCAGUCCUUCACUACUUCGAUGGCAGGGGAAGAAUGGAGCCUAUCCGGUGGCUCUUGGCUGCAGCUGGAGUAGAGUUUGAAGAAAAGUUUCUGAAAACUCGAGAUGACUUGGCAAGGCUAAGAAAUGAUGGAAGUUUAAUGUUUGAUCAAGUGCCCAUGGUGGAGAUUGACGGGAUGAAGCUGGUGCAGACCAAAGCCAUUCUCAACUACAUUGCUGCCAAAUACAACCUCUGUGGGAAGGACCUGAAGGAGAGAGCCCUCAUUGACAUGUAUACAGAAGGUGUGUGGGAUCUGGAGAUAAUGAUUCUCUACUACCCCCACAUGCCCCCUGAGGAGAAAGAGGCAAGUCUUGCCACAAUCAAGGACAAAGCAAGGAACCGUUACUUCCCUGCGUAUGAAAAGGUGUUGAAGAGCCAUGGACAAGAUUAUCUCGUUGGCAACAGGCUGAGCAGGGCAGAUGUUUCCCUGGUUGAACUUCUCUACCAUAUGGAAGAGAUGGACCCAGGCGUUAUAGACAACUUCCCUCUGCUGAAGGCACUGAGAACCAGAGUCAGCAACCUCCCCACAGUGAAGAAGUUUCUUCAGCCUGGCAGCCAGAGGAAGCCUUUUGAUGAUGCAAAAUGUGUAGAAUCAGCAAAGAAGAUUUUCAGUUAAUUCAGACAGCUAUGGAUACAUACCGCCCACAAAACCAGCCUUUGAAAGCUUUGCAACAUUGAAGUGUUCUGACUAAAUGUUGACCCUCCUUAUUGGGAGGCGAACAAGUUUUCUAAGGCUGCUGUGUUAAUUCACAUAGACAUGGCUGAUGACAAAUUGCUGGGAAUCUACCUAGCUGUAGGUAAAAUUGCAGUCAUGGUCCCUUUCUCAGAUAGUUUCUUAGAUAUGCUUCUUUCUUUCUCAGAUAUGUUCAAUAAAACAAAACAAACUUCUUAGAGUCUGGAGUAUUCAAACAUUGUCAUGAAAUAGCUGUCAUAUCCUUGUCUAACAGAGUUAAGUAGAAAUCCUUAUCUCAAACUCUGGCUGAUGCAAAAAUAAUCUUUCCUUAUGGAGAGUGCCCUUUCUGGUCAAAUACACACAGACAUGUGAUCACUCAAACUGAGAGGAACUGUUUUCCUUCAACUUAUUAAUGGUUUUUUUUUAAAUUCAAUUUUUCAAACAAUAUAUUUAUGUUCAAUAUAGAGCCAUCAUUCUUCCUGGGCUGAUUAAUGAUGGUUAUGGCAGGGACAAUCAUUUACCCAGCCCCAGAAUCUCUGAAUUUCUGUAAUAAAAUUAAUAAAAACUCAGUUAUCCCUAAAUACAAAA